GGGGCCAAGUGCAGGUGUGUCUCUGGGGGAGUGUGUGUGAAGAAAAAAAAAUUGAAUGAUGCUGCUGUUUAGAGAGUUUGCUUGCCUCCUCUUUUGGGGAGUGCAGGUGAGUUUCUGUGGGGUAGGACCUUUUGGGGAUACAGCUUUGCUGAGCUGUAAGGAAGAGAGCUUGCAGUUCCUUUUGAUCCCUAAGACAAAAGCUUUCCUCUCUGGAGUGAAACUUCUGGAUCAUGAAGACAAGCCCCACCCGCUGCAGAAUGACUCUCUCUGUGGGACUUCAGUGGCUCCUAGACCAGAUGGCUCUGUGGCAGUGAAGGUGGCCUUUAUGGGAUGCUAUGCUAAAGCACAAGAUGGAAGCUACCAAGUAACCAUCCAGAUGGAGGGCGCUGGAGCUGGUGGCCAGAUCACCUCCUACAAAGAGGAGCUGAGGUGCCCAGAACCUCUCCUAGCCAUGGAUUUCCCCAGCCCCAGUGUGUGCUCUGCUGUCCCAAUUCCAGCUCGGCUGCCGUGCCUGAACCGCCAGCUUGGCCAAGAAGACUGUGAGGCUCUGGGGUGUUGCUACAACUCCAGAGACAGGGUGACUCCCUGCUACUAUGGCAGCAAAGUGACUGCCCACUGCACCCCGGAUGGCCAGUUCUCCAUCGCAGUCUCCAGGAAUGCAACUCGCCCACCUCUCAACUUAGACUCGGUGCACCUGGUCAGCAACGAAAGAGGCAGGUGUGCCUCUGUUGCCAGGACCAACUUGUUCAUCCUGUUCCAGUUCCCACUCUCUGCUUGCGGGACAACUUUCAAGGAAUCCCCCAGCCAGCGGCUGUAUGAAAACGAGCUGAUGGCAGACAGGCAGAUCCUGAGAUCCCGCGCAGGCUCCAUCACCCGGGACAGCCGCUUCAGGCUGACGGUCCGCUGCAGCUACUCAGCAGAGGCUUCCCUGCCUCUCAGCGUCCUGGUCUCCCCUCCUCCUUCACUGAUGCCCGUGGCCCAGCAAGGACCCCUCACCUUGGAGAUGAGGAUUGCAAGAAAUGAAAGAUACGACUCCUACUACACGGACCUGGACUACCCCGUGGCGAAGGUCCUCCGUGACCCGAUCCCCGUGGAGGUCCGUAUCCUCGGGAGGAACGAUCCAGCGCUGGUUCUGGUCUUGCAUGAUUGCUGGGCCACACCAAGUACCAACCCCAUGCAGAAGCCAGAGUGGCCCCUUCUGAAGAAUGGGUGCCCAUACAAAGGAGACAACUACCAAACCCAGCUGCUGUCCAUUGCCACCUACUCGGAGCUGGCCUUUCCCUCACACCGUCAGCGCUUCAUCAUCUUCACAUUCACGUUUGUGGAAGCUGCUUCCCAGAGGAUGCUCACCGGACCGGUGUAUUUCCACUGCAGUGCUUCCGCCUGUGUGCCUUCGGCAGAAGACAGCUGUAGCGUCAACUGUGAUGCAACCUCUCCGGGGCGAAGGCAGAGAGCAGCCAAAGACCCUUUGGCGGUGGAGCAGUUGACCUUGGUGACUUCUGAUGGGCCGGUGGACUUUGGCCAGAUUCCAGGACUAACUCUUGAAGGAAGAAGGUUCUCCCUAGAGGAGCUGGUCCGGUGGGACGAUGCUCUGAUCAUCACAGCCGCCAUCGUGGCCAUGCUGUCGGUCGGUAUGCUGGCUGCCUUUGUCCUGACAAAGCGCUGGGGAAGGUGGCAGAGACGAGACCUUCCACGUGCAUAAGAAUUAAAAAGUUCAAACUUCA
This is a messenger RNA of Hemicordylus capensis (graceful crag lizard), 1724 nucleotides long. RefSeq names its product zona pellucida sperm-binding protein 4-like. Gene Ontology annotation, biological process: prevention of polyspermy; binding of sperm to zona pellucida. The coding region runs from base 56 to 1702 and encodes 548 amino acids. Gene Ontology annotation, molecular function: structural constituent of egg coat; acrosin binding. Lineage: Eukaryota; Metazoa; Chordata; Lepidosauria; Squamata; Cordylidae. The record is from RefSeq and is a predicted model, not a curated record. The transcript has 12 exons. Gene Ontology annotation, cellular component: egg coat.